CAGCGCGAAAGUUCACGCCCGUCUUUGCCGCCUCCGCAACCCCACAGCCAUCCCUACAUUCACUCUUGAGAUCGCCUCGCCGUGUGCGACAGUCUCAGAACCGCCUGCAUCGAGGUGCUGCACGCCUGCGGACCCGCGCCAUCUCGUUAGCGAACACGCGAGCCCCGCAAGCGACCAUCGGGCGCGCUUCUCCAGGCCCAGCCCGGCCUCUUGACGUCGCCCGACGACCUACCUGCGCUCCAGACAGAACCUUUGCGUCGCCUGCGCCCGCCCCAGCAGCCUGUAUACGCGCCUGAUGACGGGGUGGUGAGUGACGACACGUCCUGAGCAUGGCAUCGCCGUCGCCGCCUAAGCCGUGGGAGCGAAGCGGAGGCGCAACCAGUGCCUCGGUUGGCUUGACGGGAACCAACACAGCAGCAGCGCCGACUGCGACAGCAUCAACAGCAUCAUCAAAUCCGCCGCCACUGCCCGAGGUCCCCAGCUCCCUCAGCACGGUUGCGAACCGCAACGCAUCCAACUACUCGACCAUGAACGCAAACAGAUAUGGAUCGCCCUACGGAAGCACCAUGGGAGGCAUGGGCGCCAUGGGGGGGAUGGGCGGCUACUCUUCGCCAUACAACCGGAUGGGAGGCUACGGAUCCAUGUACGGCGGUGGGAUGGGCGGCAUGUACGGGGGCAUGGGCGGGAUGGGCAUGGGCAUGGGAGGCAUGUACGGCGGCAUGGGCAUGCCCGGCGACCCCAACAACAUGAGCCUUACCCAGUCCUUCAGCCAGAGCACACAGACGACCUUCCAGCUGAUAGAAGGCAUCGUCGGUGCGUUCGGCGGCUUCGCGCAGAUGCUCGAGAGCACGUACAUGGCGACACACUCCUCAUUCUUCGCAAUGGUCUCCGUCGCCGAGCAAUUCGGCAACCUCCGCCAGACCCUAGGCUCCGUCCUGGGCAUCUUCACUCUCAUGCGCUGGAUCCGCACCGCCAUCGCAAAGCUCACGGGGCGCCCGCUCCCCGCCUCCUCCAAAGACCUGACCCCCGCCUCCUUCGCCGCCUUCUCCGGCCGCGCCCCAGACGGCUCCGCGCUCCCCGCCAAGCCCUCCAAAAAGCCCUUCAUCAUGUUCAUGCUCGCCGUCUUCGGCCUGCCCUAUCUCAUGGGCAAGCUCAUCCGCACGCUCGCCCGCAACCAGGAGGAGGAACAAAAGCGCCUCAUGGCCGCCGACCCCCUGGCCGCUGGCGAGCCCCUCGACCCAAACAAGCUCGAGUUCUGCCGCGUGUUGUACGACUUCGUGCCCGAUGCCACCAUGAACGCGCAGCCGGGGCUCGACCUCGCCGUCAAAAAGGGCGACAUGGUCGCCGUGCUCUCCAAGAGCGACCCCAUGGGCAACGCGUCCGAGUGGUGGCGCUGCCGGAGCCGCGACGGCCGCAUGGGGUACCUCCCCGGCGUGUACCUCGAGACGAUCCAGCGGCGGCAGCCCGCGCAGAUUACUGCGGGCAGCCAGCCCGGCAGCAGGGCGCAGACCAUGACGAGCAGCGUUGGCCUCGAUGCGAGCCGCGCCGCGAGCCUGACACAGAAGAGCGUUGCGCCGGCGCCCAAGGUCGAGGGCAAGGCCGGCGACAUGGGCGUCGAGAGUUUCCAGAAGGGCGCGUUCUACUCGUGAACCGUCCCUGCAUUGAUCCUUUCUUUCUUCUCAUAAUUUGGAAUCUUGGGAGAAUACUGCGUGUACAGGACAUCACGGCGUACUACAGGCAGCAUUGUUAUCCGCGGUUGGCUACGCUUUUUCUUGUGUAUACUGUUUUUUCUGUCGGGUUGGCCGUGGGAUGGGGGCAAAAGCUGGAGCAUUGGCUUGCUACUCGGUUCCAUUUAGUGUAGAUGGUACAGGCUCAAGAUACGACUUCGAAGACGGAUCUGCGUGCACAGUCAAUGUGAUUUCGAGGUUGUGUUUUGCGUCGGCUGUUCCUGGGGUUUUGGACAAGUAUUCCGGUUGAAACAGGUGAACGCAGUGAAGUGAAUUCGCAGUCAUCCAUCACCGAGUGCAUUUGUGG
Paraphaeosphaeria sporulosa is the source of this 2034-nucleotide messenger RNA. RefSeq lists its product as uncharacterized. NCBI's taxonomy places the organism in Eukaryota, Fungi, Ascomycota, Dothideomycetes, Pleosporales, Didymosphaeriaceae. Gene Ontology annotation, cellular component: peroxisomal importomer complex; peroxisomal membrane; peroxisome. The coding region runs from base 330 to 1649 and encodes 439 amino acids. Gene Ontology annotation, molecular function: protein binding. The transcript is spliced from 3 exons. The record is from RefSeq and is a predicted model, not a curated record. Gene Ontology annotation, biological process: protein import into peroxisome matrix, docking.